AUGCAGCUCACGGGUAGCGCAACACACGGUGGGGGCAGUUGCCAGCUCAGUAUGAGUUUUGAUGAGGGCAAGGAAUUCAGAGUCAUUAAAAGCAUCGAGGGCGGCUGUCCUGAAAAGAAGGAGUAUAGCUUCACAGUGCCGCCGGAGCUGGCGAAAGGCGGCAGGAAGAGAGGACUAUUUGCUUGGACAUGGUUCAAUAAAAUCGGCAACCGAGAAAUGUACAUGAAUUGCGCACCCGUCGAGAUCGUACCGAAAGACAACGACAAAAGGGACGACCUUUCAGAACAUGUCGAGGCGAGGGAUGUGCAGAAGACCAAUGCUGCAGCCCAAGCAUCUCUCUCGUCUUACCCGCCGCUUUUCGUCGCGAACCUCAAAAGCGUCAACGACUGUGUUACCAAAGAGACUCAGGACGUCGUUUUCGACACGCCAGGCAAGAGCGUCGAUUUUGCCGAUGGCGUAAAUCGUUCCGGGAAACCAAGUUUCGGUGCGAGCCAGUGUACCGGAAAGGGGGGCAAGAAUGCUGGCAGUUCUUCACCAUCAAGUCCCCAAGGACAAUGGCAGCCAACCACACCUUCAAAUACAGGUAGCCCGUCAAACUGCAACGAUGGCCAGUACCACGAAGAAUGCCAUGGAGGCCCUUCCAGCCAAAAAGUACUCAGUGGUUCCACUGCAUCUGCAUCCGCAAGCGCGAAGCCAGCGCAACAAGCACAAGCCCAGCAAUCGAGUGACCAGCAACAAGUCCAAGACGUCAAAACCGGCAAGAAACCCUCACCAAAAGUCGAGCAAGAACUCGACGCCUACUUGAAGAACCUCUACGGCGGCUCCCGCCCCAGCAAGCGCGACGCCUGCAGCUCCACCAAGCCCCCUACUGGCGGCUGUUCCUCCCCCGGCCGCUGGAUGCGCAAAGGCGAAUGCACAUGGUCCUGCGAGCGACAAGGCAAGACAAUCAGCACCCCAACCAAGUCCGCCACCUCUCAGAGCAAAGAAAGCAAAGAAGUCGCAUCGAACCUCAAAACCCUCGGCGCCGACAUGUCUGCAAUGGUCCAACUCAUCCUCGCAAAGCGAUCUACCACCAGCACAGGCGCAAAGGACGCCGACGCCAACCUCGCCCGGCUCAACACCGACAUCACUCGUCUUGUUGAGGUGUACGUUAAAGGCGCCACGACCAGCAAGCAGACGGAGGCGAAUCUCAAGGCUUUCCAAACAAGCCUGAACACGCUCGUACAAGGUAUGACGCCCCGGAAAACAUCGCGGUUGGUCAAGAGGCAAGAUGCGCUCAUCGUUGCGCCUCCUGCUCCGUCCUCGUUUGAUCUAUUUCUCGCGUAUCUGGCUAGACUGCAGACGACGGUCAUCGAGUGUAUACGCAACCUGACAACGACGGAUUCGAGUGGGUCAACAUUGCUGAAUUCAACGGCGUUGGUGAAUUCGACAUUCGCGGUUAUUGAUGCGGCGGCGAAUGUGCAGACUGCGCUCAAACCGGUGCAGAAACGACGACCUGACGUCCCCACGAAGGGUUGGUUUGAUGCUGCGGAUCUCCCGGCUGACGAACUGGAAUCUGACACUGUAUUCACCGGCAUGCGCCGCCUCGGGCUAGACUUCGAGCGGCUGUACGACUCCCUCCGACCCGAAGGUUCAGGCGAAGAUACAUCAGACAUGGAAUUCCUCACCAUCCCUCUCGGAAUGGCGAAAGACGACUCUUCCACCCACACCCUACAGAAACGCCAAAAUACUGGCUGGUUCGACGCCGCGGACCUCCCCGACGACGAACUAGCCGACGACGAUGUGUUCACUGGCAUGCGUGAUCUCGGGCUGGACUACGAGCGGUUGUACGAUUCACUCAGGCCUGAGGGAGAUGGUGGGGAUACUUCAGACAUGCAGUUUCUCACUGUUCCAUUAGGUAUGGCCAAGGACGAUGCUGUCCCACAUGCUGGACUGCCGGCAAGGAAACUUGCGCCUGUAGUAGCUGCGUCAAAUAGUUCGAGCAAUCCGCUGCAGGACGCGGCUGAUCAGGCGGCGUUUGAAGCCGCUCUGGCUAAGGAUGAAAUGCAGAAUGAACACAUUCUUACCAACUCUACAUCGAAGCCAGAGACAAAGCCGGAUGUGGAUGCUCUACCUCCGUUCUUCUUAGGCCCGGGCCCAUCGGCACCGCCGGGCUUGGAGAGUGUCUGGCCAGCUACGAACGAGGGUGAGCAUGUGGGUAAUUUGGAGGAUAUGCCGAUGGUGGUGAAUGAUUUGGGGCCGGGGGCGGAGGAAGAGGUCAAGCAGUUUUUUGCGAAUCUUGCGAAGGAGGCGGGAGCGAGUGGUGCAGAGGGCGAGAAGGAUGGGAGGGUGGCGAGGAGGUUGAAGGCAUAG
This is a messenger RNA of Parastagonospora nodorum SN15, 2352 nucleotides long. RefSeq lists its product as hypothetical. Lineage: Eukaryota; Fungi; Ascomycota; Dothideomycetes; Pleosporales; Phaeosphaeriaceae. The record is from RefSeq and is a predicted model, not a curated record. The transcript is spliced from 2 exons. Bases 1 to 2352 code for a protein of 783 amino acids.